GUGAAAUCAAAAAGAUAGUGAAAUGCAACGGCGGGUAUAACUGCAGGUCAAAGAUCAGCUGAAUAAUAUACAGUAGUGGACCCUUGGCAGUCGCGCGGGUUUCACGUCGUAGAAGGCGCAGUCAGACUUGUGGACGGCGGAGACUUGACACGCUCUCAAUAUCCACGCAACAACUCCCUCCGCGCCGGCUGGUCAAGUCUGUCGACAGUGAAACACCGCGGUCUUUACUAUCACAGAGUCUGAAUAUUCUUCUGCUUUUGGAGCAUUUUAUGAUUCGAAUAACCUUUACGAUCACAAGAUUCCCUACCACUAUUAAUCGCCCAACCUGGCGAACAGUCAAUCCUUCUUAAGCCUUGACGCAGGCCGUCAGCAAUGGGAAAUAUCGGCAGCAAAGUUGAGGAUGGCUCCAUACUAUAUCUGAAGGAUCAAGCGCGCUUCUCCAUUACCUCGAUUGUCAUCACGAACGGGCGCCGAAAAGCCCUACUGCAUGUAACCCCGAACGCAUACCCGGCGUCGCGCCUUGUUGGAAAACCAGAUGCAGCAGACUACCGACCAAUUUCCUACGUUCAGGACCCUGAUUUCUCGGGCAUUGCGUUUCUACCUAGACUAGAUCUCGAAGAUGAGCUCGAUGUGCGGUUCACAUUUACAAGCCGACAGAACUCAGGGCCGUUGCCUGCUACGCCUUCCACCGCAACCGCGUCUGUUGACACCACCGUUACCGGACUCACCUUUGCCUACGCGCCGAACGCGAAAGAGUUGGACAAUCUUGUGACAAGAGAGUUUCACGCUGACCCCAACCUCCACAAGAACGAGAAUGUGCAAUUCAUCGGGGAAUUCGCGACGAAUGGAAGUCCUGUUAUAUCAUAUGAAUGGAACUGGCGAUGGAAACCUCCCAAAAUCCACGAGGACAAGGGUGGAGGAUGGCGCAAUUGUUGCAGUUUCCUUGAAUACGACUCAAGAGCCCACAGGCUGAAUACCUUGGCAUCUUUCUCCUUCUGGGUCAACAAUGCUGCUCUUUCGAACUUGACACCCCUGACUUCACCGAGUUUCGAACUCAGAGUUCCAUCCCAGAGGCACCGUUUGCCCUCCAAUCAAUCAUUCCAGUCCACAGUAAGCGACUCCGAGGGACAUGCAGACCUGCCAAACCCACCAUCGCCACAUGUGCCAGCCGCAGAUUUCACCACAACCGCUUCAGCCGCUGCAGCCUCUAGUCUAGCGCCGUCUCUUCCUGUGAUUGACGUUCAAUGCCCGCGACCAGGAGAAGAUGUUAGCGCGGUUGAAGAUGGUCCAGUCUUCAGAGCCACCAUGAAAUCGCUAGAGCAGAAAACAGGUUCCAUGAGGAUUCAAGUCAAGAAGGUUCUGAAGAAAGCGGAAGCGGCUCAGCAAGCGCAAGUCGAGUGUAAUCAGGCAAUGGCGGACUUCUUAAGGGCUCUUCAAGAGGCGUCUGCAUCAAAUGCCACGGCCUUCAAGCCAGCGCUCGACCAUUACUUCACAAAUAUCGCGCAGAGAAUACUGAAGUAUGAGAAGGAAAACAGCUCGUUAUUGCAAAGGCAGAUUAUCGACCCGAUAUCCAAGCUUUACCAAUUGGACAUCAAACAGGCCGAGGCCAAGAAGAAGGAUUUCGAAGACGAGAGUCGAGACUUUUACGCCUAUGUCAGUCGUUAUCUCGGCCAGCGCCAGGACUCUCUCAAGGACAAGAAGCGGGCGGAAAGUGAUUCGAAAUACCAAAGCAAGAGGAAAAAUUUCGAGCUCAAAAGGUUUGACUAUUCGACGUUUAUGCAGGAUCUGCAUGGCGGACGCAAAGAGCAAGAACUUCUUUCCCAGCUCACCAAGUACGCUGAAGGACAAGCAAAGUCAUUUCUCUCAACUGCCAAGAAGGUGGAAACUCUGGUCCCACAGCUGGAUGCGCUUGUUAAAGAGGUUACCGAUGCCGACAAAGAAUAUAAUUUGCAAAGAACCGAGCGGGAAGAGAAGCGCAGGAAUCUGGAGAAGAAUGGACCUGUCGCUGCUGAAGCGGAGCAGAAUCAUCAAUCCGUCACUGGCACUCCGCUACCUGCACAGAACGGCCACACGGGUUACAUCUCGGACACCGACCUCAGUAGAGCAGACAGUACCAGCUCACAGUUCGGGCGCCCCUUAGCACAAACACUAUCACCAUCCGGAAACCUUGCGUUGCAAGGUAUUCCGCCUACUGUACUGUCGACCUCGCCUGGAGGGUCGUCGAUGGUGCCAACCCCGAGCAAGUUCAAGGGGAUCCGUGAUUUGGAUGAGAGCUCCGUGUCAACCUCCGACAAGACAGUGAACGGGCAGUUUCGGAAGGAAGGGCUGUUGUGGGCACUCAGCAAACCUGGUUCUCAUAUCGACCCCAAAGGCAUCAACAAACAAGCCUGGCACAAGUUUUGGAUCGUUCUUGAUCAAGGAAAGCUUUCCGAGUACAGCAACUGGAAGGACAAGUUGGAUUUGCAUCGAGAGCCGAUCGACCUACGCAUGGCUUCAGUACGGAUGGCCCGUGAUGCUGAGCGGAGGUUCUGCUUCGAAGUUAUCACUCCUCAGUAUAAGCGAGUAUACCAAGCCACGACCGAAGACGAGAUGAACAAUUGGAUCAACUCAAUCAACAACGCCCUACAGAAUGCUUUUGAAGCGGGAAGUCAUGCAUCCCAGCAGAGCACCAGGGUCGUUUCAGGACGUGAGUACGGAUCGAUGCUCACCGGAAAAAGCUCUUCGCAGUCUGGACCGCACGGCUACUCUCAGCGCCCGGAUGCCUCUGGAGUCUCACGGCGGAUCACGGUGGGGGCCAGACCAACCUAUAUCAGGACAACCAGCAACAGCUAUGAGGAAAACCCCUCUAAGCUGCUCGACCAAAUCAGGAACAAUGACCAAGGCAAUCUAUAUUGCGCUGAUUGUGGCUCCGCUUCAAAAGUUGAAUGGGUAUCGCUCAACCUAGGCAUCAUCCUGUGCAUCGAAUGUGGUGGAAUCCAUCGCUCGUUAGGCACCCAUGUGUCAAAGAUCCGGUCGCUAACUCUGGACGUGCACUCCUUUACUAACGAUAUUGUCGAAUUGCUGAUGCUCAUUGGCAACCGCAUUAGCAACAUGAUCUGGGAGUCCUUGCUGAAUCCUUCACUAAAGCCAGGUCCUACUGCCACUCGGGACCAGAGGCUGAAAUUCAUCACUUCUAAGUAUGUCGAGCGGGCUUUUGUUGAGCCCGUGUCACAAUACGGUACGGCAGACGACAUUCUUCUGACGUCAAUUAAGAGACACGAUAUCAAAGGAGUCCUGCAAGCCAUUGCUCAACGCGCCAACGUCAAUGCUCACGAUCGCUCGAGAAAUACGCACGUGGUUUUCCUGGCUUUAGCAGCUGCUGAUCCGGCUCGACCGGUCUCAUCUCAUUCUGACAGACCAGCGACGCAAACGGUCAAGGCUUUCCCAAUGGCUGAAAUGUUAAUUCAAAACGGGGCAGAGAUUCCGACGGACCCUCCAGCUAUACCGUUGUCUCAGGCAGCGCAGCUAUAUAUCGAGCAACGAACCUCCCGUGUGACGACGACCAAUGGUGGACAUGGGGAUACACUUGGUCCGCUUCCUAUGUUGCCCAGAAUAUCACCAUCGGGGUCCGAUAGCCACGCAAGAUUGCAGAAACGCGGUAGUGCCGGUGCAAGAUUUGCUGGCAAAGUCGCAGGGCUGGGAGAACGAUAGCACCGUUAUAAGGCAAGGGUCGAGGUCGACCUCGCGAGACCGAUACUUUGCGACGCAUGCAAUACCAUUGGCACCUCUGGAGGAGGACUGUAUAUUUGAAAAAUGAGCGCGGAUUUAUGGAUGAUGUUUAUAAUGACUGGCACGAUUGCAUGUCUAUCGUGGUGGGCGGAGCAUUUGAAAGCAGGUUUGCGAACUUGGAGGGCGCGAGAGAGGAUACUCCUCUGUUGAGGACCUCUCAGCUGCUGGAUGCAUGAGUUUUUGAAUCAAGGUUACCAGCCCUGGACGGCGCCGUCUCUUGGAAAUGCGGCAUUGGAGAAGAGACACCUUUAUACAGUAUUAAUCGACUUGCCCUGUGGGCAGGUAUUCUAAUCAAUAUGUCGUGUCGACUGA
Exophiala viscosa is the source of this 4080-nucleotide messenger RNA. RefSeq lists its product as uncharacterized. Gene Ontology annotation, molecular function: GTPase activator activity; sequence-specific DNA binding; protein binding. Lineage: Eukaryota; Fungi; Ascomycota; Eurotiomycetes; Chaetothyriales; Herpotrichiellaceae. The record is from RefSeq and is a predicted model, not a curated record. The coding region runs from base 373 to 3690 and encodes 1105 amino acids. Gene Ontology annotation, biological process: intra-Golgi vesicle-mediated transport; regulation of DNA-templated transcription. Gene Ontology annotation, cellular component: endosome; trans-Golgi network; cytoplasm. The transcript has 4 exons.